Messenger RNA from Camellia sinensis, 2777 nucleotides. RefSeq names its product mRNAadenosine methylase (gene MTA). NCBI's taxonomy places the organism in Eukaryota, Viridiplantae, Streptophyta, Magnoliopsida, Ericales, Theaceae. Gene Ontology annotation, molecular function: methyltransferase activity. Gene Ontology annotation, cellular component: RNA N6-methyladenosine methyltransferase complex; nucleus. Gene Ontology annotation, biological process: mRNA modification. The record is from RefSeq and is a predicted model, not a curated record.
AAGUGGUAUAAACCUCAAACCUCUGCAUAAACCUCAAUGUUCAUUCAUAUGGCAGCCUCCCAGUUGAGUGACGAACCUUGAUUUGCACCACAAGUAUCUUAGAUAGAGAAUUGAAGUGUGAGUGUGUAUCUGAGAGAGAGAGAGAUGGAGACACAAUCAGACGGUAACAGAGACAUGGCGAACAUGAAGGACCUCCGUCAACACCUCGAAUCCCGUCUGGACACUCUGCACAAUGCUCAGCUGGACCUCAUCUCUUCCCUUCAAACCCAAAUCCCCGACAUCGUCUCCUCUCUCGAUCUCUCCCUCAAGGUCGUCUCUGCCUUCAAUGGCCGCCCUUUCACUCCUCUUCCUACCCUCCUCCCUAACCCUAACCCUAACCCUAAUUCUAACCCUAAACGAUCAGCACCUCCACCCCCCGAAAACCUCCCUGACACUCCUGAAAACCGCUCAGUCCGUGAUCCGAAACCCUCCGAUUCCAAGAAUCAGCAGCCGAAACGAUCUCCCGAAGCUUCUAUUCGUCGAUCGGAUAGUGAAAAGUUUAUGAUUGAUGAGAGUGGAAGCCCUUUAUCGGUAGUUCGGUCGAUGGUUGCGGUUUGUUUGUUGGAAAGGGUGCCUUUUACGCCGAUUGAUUCGUCGACGGUGCUGCGGAAACUGGAGAAUGAUCAGAAUGCAACAGCAGGGGAGAAGGCGGCAUUGCGUGAGCUGGGAGGGGAGUCGGGGGCGAUACUGGCGGUGGAGAUGGCACUGAGGUCCAUGGCGGAGGAUAAUGGCGGAGUUGAGUUGGAGGAGUUUGUGGUAAGUGGGAAAUCCAGGGUUAUGGUGAUGGGAAUUGACCGGACUCGGCUCGUGAAAGAGUUGCCGGAGAGUAAGCAGUAUCAACAAAACGAUUCGAAUUCUUCCAACGAAGGCAAUCAAAUGCAACAAGGGGUGGGAAGUGGGAGUGAGGUUAGUGGUGGAGUGCUUGGAAUGGGAGGGCCAAUUCCUAGGCCAAUGCAGGAUAUGUGGAUGGGGCCUCCAGACCCACAUUUAUCAGGAUUGCCUCCAUUGUUUCCGGGGACGGGAGCACCAGGUGCGAUGAUGGGGCCUAGGGGUGGGCCUAGAGGUAUGGGGGGGAUGAUGAUGAUGCCGAGAGGAAUGGGUGUUCCUCCAAUUCACAGACCUCCGUUGGGGCCGAAUGCUCCAAUGGGUGGCUCACACGCGAUAUCUUUGAAGCCUAGGACCGAAGAGGAUGAUUUGAAGGAUCUCGAGGCUUUGUUAAAUAAGAAGUCUUUUAGGGAGUUGCAGAAGUCAAAAACUGGAGAGGAGCUUCUGGACCUCAUUCGCCGCCCAACUGCGAGGGAAACUGCUGUGGCUGCAAAGUUCAAAACCAAAGGUGGUUCUCAACUAAAGGAGUACUGUUCAGCCUUGACAAAAGAAGAUUGCAGACGUCAAUCUGGUUCCUAUAUUGCAUGUGAGAAGGUUCAUUUUCGACGGAUAAUUGCUCCUCAUACUGAUGUCAAUUUGGGGGACUGCUCCUUUUUGGAUACUUGCCGUCACAUGAAGACUUGCAAAUAUGUUCAUUAUGAGCUUGAUAAUACACAAGAUGUGACGCCUAUGAUGAUGGGGACUGGUCCUCCCCCUAAACCUUUGAAGCCUCAACGUGCUGAAUAUUGUUCAGAAGUGGAGCUUGGUGAACCACAGUGGAUUAACUGUGAUAUCCGGAAUUUUAGAAUGGACAUUUUAGGGCAAUUUGGAGUUAUAAUGGCAGAUCCACCAUGGGACAUUCAUAUGGAGUUACCUUAUGGUACAAUGGCUGAUGAUGAGAUGCGUAGUCUUAAUGUUCCUGCACUUCAGACUGAUGGCCUUAUUUUUCUUUGGGUAACUGGACGUGCAAUGGAGCUCGGACGAGAGUGUUUAGAACUUUGGGGAUACAAACGUGUUGAGGAGGUUAUUUGGGUGAAGACCAAUCAACUUCAGCGAAUAAUCAGAACUGGGAGAACAGGCCAUUGGCUUAAUCACAGUAAGGAGCAUUGCCUUGUUGGAAUAAAGGGAAAUCCAGAAGUAAACAGGAAUAUUGAUACAGAUGUCAUUGUCGCGGAGGUUCGAGAAACAAGUCGUAAGCCAGAUGAGAUGUACCCCAUGCUGGAGAGGAUAAGUCCAAGAACAAGAAAGCUGGAAUUGUUUGCUCGCAUGCAUAACACUCAUGCAGGGUGGAUGUCGCUUGGUAAUCAAUUAAGUGGAGUUCGAUUAGUGGAUGAAGGGCUGCGGGCUAGGUUUAAGGCUGCUUACCCUGAUGUAGAGGUGCAACCAUCAUCACCACCAAGACCACCUGCCAUGGAAGUAGAUUCUAACACUGCUCAAAUGAGGAGUCCAUUUGUGGGAGGUGAAUUAAAGUCCACGGAAACACAGUUUGCAGAGGGCACAGCUCCUGGGUCUGCCUAUGUUUCUGAACAGAAGUCGAUGAACCUUGAUAUUGAGAUGACCAGCUAAUUCACCAAAUUCCGCCAUGUGCCCAGGUUAUUGUCCUGGUCAUAGUGGAGUUCACUGAUCUGAUGAUGCCCACAGUUUAUGAUGGGGAACUGUUCUGGCGUCUUUGUCCCAUUCCUUACCUUUAUUUGUUUUUUUUACCACAAAUCAAAAAUUGAUCAUUCUCUAGCCCCCUUUGAGUUCAGGCUUUGUUUAAUACGAUAGGCAACAGAACAUGUAAACUAUUAACAUUGAUCAGUACCAUUGUAACAAUUACCAAUUGUGGCACCCCCUUUUCUUUUCUGCUGUUCUUUUAAAAGUUUUUCCUUUUU